This is a messenger RNA of Erythranthe guttata (spotted monkey flower), 1555 nucleotides long. RefSeq names its product golgi-to-ER traffic-like protein. The record is from RefSeq and is a predicted model, not a curated record. Gene Ontology annotation, molecular function: protein binding. Gene Ontology annotation, cellular component: cytosol. Lineage: Eukaryota; Viridiplantae; Streptophyta; Magnoliopsida; Lamiales; Phrymaceae. Gene Ontology annotation, biological process: protein insertion into ER membrane.
UAACAUCUCAAAUUUUCGCUAACAUGUAUAUAAAUCGACACGGUGAUAUUUUUCAUUUUUAAAUAAAGAUCCAUAUCAUGAAUCAUGGGUUAAUUUGAUGCUAUCUAUAUAUAAAGUAUAUAUACCGGUUGUGUUUUAAGUUGAUUCACAAAAAGGCCAUUCGAGAAGAAGAAAAACGAAAGUGAGACCAGAAUCAAGUACUUCGAAUCCAUCUUUUCUUCUUCAGUUAUCUCUGCUUUGCUUCCUGCUUAUUACCCUAGAUCGUGCCCUGCCCUCUAAAAUUGAGAUAUUUUUUUUCCCCUAAAAAUUAAGAAUAACAAUGUCGCGAGAAAGAGCUAAGCGGAUUGCACUUGCACCGGCUCAGGAGAAUAUUGACAAGAUUAAGAAAGUUGUAGAUGAAGGAAACUGCUAUGGUGCUCAGCAGAUGUAUAAAUCUUUUGGUGCAAGAUAUAUUUCAGGGGAUAGGUAUUUAGAGGCCUUGGAUAUUUUCCACUCAGGUGCCUGCAUACAGUUAGAGAAUGGGCAGGUUACUUGUGGAGUUGAGCUCGCUGUCUUGUUUGUUGAAACACUUGUUAAAGGAAAAUUUCCUUACGACGAUGAUACUCUUGAUCGUAUCAGGAAAAUAUAUAAGAAGUUUCCUCGGAUAUCUGUGCCACAGCACUUGGACCUAGCUGAGGAUGAUGAUAUGCAGGGACUUUCUGAAGCUCUUGGAGCUGCAAAAACACGUGCAGAGGGCUGCUCGUCCUUUUUGAAGGCUGCUAUAAAAUGGUCUAUUGAAUUUGGAGCACGUAAGAGCGGAUCUCCUGAAAUUCACGACAUGCUAGCUGAUUACAUAUAUUCAGAAUCUCCUGAAUUGGAUAUGGCCAAAGUGUCUUAUCAUUUUGUUCGAGGGAAGAAUCCAAAGAAUUUUGCUUCAACUCUAGUCAAUUUCAUGGGCAAGUGUUAUCCCGGUGAAGAUGAUCUUGCUGUUGCACGCGCUGUUCUGAUGUAUCUGGCUCUAGGUAAUCUGAGAGAUGCUAAUGUCCUUAUGGAUGAGAUGAAGAAACAAGUGCAAUUUCGAGAGGUUGAUUUCCCUCGAUCGGAAUUAAUGGAGCUCAUAAGUUAUCUUCUAAAGACGUUGCAGAGAGAUGCUUUGCCUCUUUUCAAUAUGUUGAGACAACGGUACAAGUCUAGCAUAGACAGAGAACCUAUCUUUAGUGAAUUGCUUGAUGAAGUGGCUGAGAAGUUUUAUGGAGUACAACGUAGAAAUCAAAUGCCAGGAAUGUUUGGGGAGUUGUUUAAGAUGAUGUCAGGAGAUUAGUACCUUAACGAUGUGCAUUACUAUGAUUAAUCCAAAAAAACUGUUUAAAUUAAACUUAUAUAUUUUUGUCAGUGUCAUGGAUUAGGAAAAAAAGAAUGUUGUAUUUUUAUUUUCGGGUUCUUACUUGUUAUUUAUGGAAUGGAUGUAUCUUUUUCUGGAAUUUGCUAUAUUCCUUUCAAACGUAUCGGUCUCCCCUGGCCAUCUCCAUGACCUGAGAACAAAAAUUAGAGAUGAUAUAUCAAUCAGAGUUUAAUA